UACACAAAUGUUUUCAGUUUCUGGACUUUUUCUCUACUCUUUGACCUUUGGUGAGAUAUUGGAUCAUAUGAACAUUUAUUCAAAUGAAACCAUGUGAGAUGAUAUGUGACCCCGACUACACACUACUUUUCGUAAUACGGAAGCCAAAAAGCUUGGCAACCACUGGUUUAAUCUUUAACAAUGUGUUGUAUUUUACGGUGAAUGCUUGUUAUAUUAUCCAUGGUGUAAAAUCUUAAUCAUGAAAGUAGGCCUAACGAAUGUUGUCAAAUAAAUUUAGUGGAGUAGAAAGUACAAUAUUUCCCUCUGAAAUGUUGAGGAGGGGCUUUUGCAUUCGUGUUGUGGCUUUUGUAUUUGUGUUGUGGCUUUUGCAUUGUGUUGACCCUUCUUAGCCACCAUAGUAAAUGUACUCAAUUACUUUCCACCACUAAUAAUUACAUUCAUAUAACAUACCCAAUUACAACUUUGACUCUUAAAUGUAGGCUAUGUGACAUUAAUUGGAUAGCUUGUGAUUUACUCUGAACAAAUAAGAGUGAUUGUCAACCACAUGUUUAUCUGUACUGGUGUAAAUGUAAACUACAAACAGAUCACCUGCAGUACCUUGUUAGUUCUCAGCUUCAUAUGCCCAAUGUAAUAUUAGGAGAAUGCAUUAAGCAAAGUGAUAGUGGUCGGCAACCUUUAAUGUGCUGGCACGAGGCUUGCCGUGCAGCACGUGCCCAGGCACCUGCCAGGCCCCUCCCACUGCAGUGCACCUUCUCCCUUUAAAAGCGUUGGGAAACUGGACUGCUGCACGAGCCACUUUGGCUCCAAACGCCACGGGCAGGCUCCAAUCAGCUCAUGCUUGUAGAUCCAAAAUGGCGCCCAGCUUCCUCAUCCAGCCACUCGCUCAGCUGGAGGAGCCCUGCAGAGGCGGUUGCCAUGGUAACGUCCAUCCAACGCAGAGCCUAUGUGGUUACGUAAUGCCCACAGCGGACGGUGUUUAUGUUGUGGAUAAGACUUUGCACGUGGGUGCGUCAAUCGAUUGAUAGGACCGCUGUUGUGCAGAAAUUAUUUAAAAAAAAAAACAUGAUUGAUCUUCGUUUGUGCAACAAUUAGAAAAAAAACUUUACAGCCUUUAGGCUGUUAAAAUGAACAUUGAGGCUACGUACUAAAUAUUUAUUAAAAACCUUGCGCAGUCGGGGCCGGUGGCAAGUGACAAAUUACCGUGAAGUUGUUGACUGACCUUAUUAGAAGAAUGACCUCAGUGUUUCUGCGGCAGGAGGGAGACAAAAUAGAGCAAGGGAUGGACCGUGCGUGCGUGCGUGCGUGUGUGAGUGAGUGCAUGCAUGUGUGUGUGCCUGUGUGUGUUUUGGGAGGCGAGAGAGAGCAACAGAGAGGCAGGGGAUGGGACAGUGCGCGGUUAAUCCAACUUGACUCAAGUUGGGACCAGACCUUCAUCCCCGCGUCCUUGCGGAGAUGUGGCGGUCAUAUGUGGCGGUCACCUGUCUUUGAAUCAUUUACCGAAAAUUCACGCGGUGACUGUUAAAGAAAAAGCCAAGAUGACAGUACUGAAAGAAAUCCCGGAGAAAUGGUUUCCAGUCGUUCUCCCCCUGCAGAGAAAGAAACAGAAGGGACUUGAUGGAGGCAAAUCGAAAAAGAAGAGGACAGAGGAGGAGAGAAGGGUCAGAGCCAAUGACAGAGAGUACAACGAAAAGUUUCAGUAUGCGAGUAACUGCAUCAUGACAUCCAAGUACAACAUCAUCACCUUUCUGCCCGUCAACCUGUUUGAGCAGUUCCAGGAAGUAGCAAAUACCUACUUCCUAUUCCUGCUUAUACUGCAGUUGAUACCUCAGAUCUCCUCCCUCUCCUGGUUCACUACCAUCGUGCCUUUAGCUCUGGUGCUGAGCAUCACUGCAGUAAAGGAUGCCACCGACGACUAUUUUCGUCACAAGAGCGACAACCAUGUGAACAACCGUCAGUCUCAGGUCCUCAUCCGUGGCUCUCUUCAGAAUGAAAAGUGGAUGAAUGUUCGAGUGGGUGAUAUCAUCAAACUGGAAGACAACCAGUUUGUGGCAGCUGACCUGCUCCUGUUGUCCAGCAGUGAACCUCACGGGCUCUGUUACAUCGAGACAGCCGAGCUGGACGGAGAGACCAAUAUGAAGGUGCGUCAGUCUGUCUCAGUGACAUCUGAACUUGGAGACCCCAACAACUUGGCUUCAUUCAACGGUGAGGUGGUGUGUGAGCCCCCUAACAACAAGCUGGAUCGUUUCUGUGGCACUCUGUACUGGAGAGACAAGAAAUACACCCUAACCAACCAGAAUAUGCUGCUACGAGGAUGUGUCCUCCGCAACACUGAAGCCUGCUAUGGCCUGGUCAUCUUUGCAGGCCCAGAUACAAAGCUAAUGCAGAACAGCGGCCGCACUAAGUUUAAGCGCACGAGCAUCGACCGUCUGAUGAACACUCUGGUCCUGUGGAUCUUUGGCUUCCUCGUGUGUAUGGGUGUGAUCUUGGCUGUUGGCAAUGCAGUGUGGGAGAGAGAGGUGGGGUCCUUGUUUCAGAGCUACCUGCCCUGGAACCCUCCGGUGGACAACUUUCUGUUCAACGCCUUCCUCUCCUUCUGGUCCUACGUCAUCAUUCUCAACACCGUGGUGCCUAUCUCUCUGUAUGUCAGUGUGGAGGUGAUCAGGCUGGGUCACAGCUACUUCAUUAACUGGGACCAGCAGAUGUUCUGCUCACAGUGUAACACAGCAGCUGAGGCCAGGACCACCACUCUGAACGAGGAGCUGGGCCAGGUUGAAUACAUAUUCAGUGACAAGACUGGAACUCUCACUCAGAACAUCAUGAGCUUCAACAAGUGCUCCAUCAAUGGACAGACUUACGGUGAAGUUACAGACCCACUUGGACCUCAGCCGAAGAGACUGGACUUUACUCCCUUCAACCCCCUGGCGGACCCAGACUUCUGUUUCUAUGACGACACGCUGUUGGAAUCAGUGAAAGUGGGAGACUUGCACACUCACGAGUUUUUCCGCCUGCUCUCCCUCUGUCACACUGUCAUGAGUGAAGAGAAGAGUGAGGGAGAGCUGGUUUAUAAGGCUCAGUCUCCAGAUGAGGGCGCUUUAGUGACAGCAGCUCGAAACUUCGGUUUUGUGUUUCGCUCCCGAACACCUGGGACCAUCACCACGACCGAGAUGGGACGAACUGUCACCUACACUCUGCUCGCCAUUCUGGACUUUAACAACAUACGCAAAAGGAUGUCUGUUAUAGUGCGUAGCCCAGAGGGCAGGAUCCGUCUGUACUGUAAAGGAGCUGACACUGUGCUGCUAGAGAGACUCCACCCCUGUAACCAGGAACUGAUGAAUAUCACCUCAGACCACCUCAAUGAGUAUGCAGCAGAUGGGCUGCGGACCCUGGCCCUGGCCUACAGGGACCUGUCAGAGGACGAGUGGGAGGCGUGGUCAGAGAGCCACCGCUGCGCUGAAAAGGCCACGGACUACAGAGAGGACCGACUGGCAGCUGCUUAUGAGCAGAUAGAGCAAGACAUGAUGCUCCUGGGUGCCACAGCUAUAGAGGACAAACUGCAGGAAGGUGUACCAGAGACCAUCGCUAUCCUCUCUCUGGCCAACAUUAAAAUCUGGGUUCUCACUGGAGACAAGCAGGAGACGGCUGUCAACAUAGGUUACUCCUGCAAGAUGCUGACAGAUGACAUGACCGAGGUGUUCAUCAUCAGUGGGCACACAGUCCAGAGCGUACGGCAGGAGCUCAGGAGAGCGAGGGAAAGGAUGAUUGAACUGUCACGAAACAGAGAUGGAGGGAAGGAGGCGGGGAUGGAGAGAUGGGGAGAGGCGUGUUUCAUGGGAAAUGGUCUCAGAGAAGGACAAGAAGGAGAAGGAGGAGGCGUAGGAGGAGGAGGAGGAGGAGGCGUAGUUGGAGGAGGAGGAGGAGGAGGAGGAGGAGGCGUAGGUGGAGGAGGAGGAGGAGGAGGGAAACAGCUGCACUGCUCUACUCCUCCUCCACCUCCCUCCAACCUCAUGGAGAACAUCUCUGGAGAGUUUGCCCUCGUUAUCAACGGUCACAGCCUGGCCCAUGCUCUAGAAGCAGACAUGGAGAUGGAGUUUGUGUCGACGGCAUGCGCAUGCAAAGCAGUGAUCUGCUGCAGAGUCACCCCACUGCAAAAAGCUCAAGUGGUGGAGCUCAUCAAGAAACACAAGAAAGCCGUCACUCUGGCUAUAGGAGAUGGCGCUAACGAUGUUAGCAUGAUCAAAAGCGCUCAUAUUGGAGUUGGUAUCUCAGGUCAGGAGGGGAUCCAGGCCGUACUAGCCAGUGACUACUCCUUCUCCCAGUUCCGCUUCCUUCAGCGCCUCCUGCUUGUCCACGGCCGCUGGUCCUACCUGCGCAUGUGCCGUUUCCUCUGCUACUUCUUCUACAAGAAUUUUGCCUUCACCAUGGUGCACUUCUGGUUUGGCUUCUUUUGUGGCUUCUCUGCUCAGACUGUGUAUGAUCAGUACUUCAUCACACUCUACAACAUUGUCUACACCUCCCUCCCUGUGCUGGCCAUGGGGAUAUUUGACCAGGAUGUUCCUGACCAAAGGAGUCUGGAGUAUCCUAAACUGUACGAGCCUGGGCAGCUCAACCUCCUCUUCAACAAGAAAGAGUUCUUCAUCUGCAUCGCCCAGGGCAUCUACACAUCAGUGGUGCUGUUUUUUGUCCCCUACGCUAUCCUGUCUGAUGCCACUCAGAGCAACGGAGUGCCCCUCGCUGACUACCAGACCUUUGCUGUCACCACGGCAACAGCCCUGGUCAUUGUGGUCAGCGUACAGAUCGCUCUUGACACAGGCUUCUGGACAGUCAUCAACCAUGUGUUUGUGUGGGGCUCUCUGGGCUCCUACUUCACCAUCAUGUUCGCUCUGCACAGUCAGACCCUCUUCAGGAUCUUUCCUAAUCAGUUCCACUUUGUAGGUAGUGCCCAGAGCACAUUAUUGCAACCAGUCGUGUGGUUAACUAUUGCACUGGCAACAGCAAUAUGCAUAGUUCCAGUUUUGGCAUUCCGCUUCCUCAAGCUGGACCUUAAACCUCAGCUCUCAGACACGGUGCGCUACACUCAGUUGGUGCGGCAGAAGAAGCGGAAGCCAGUAGGACGCAGCGUGGGAGGUGCGUGGCGUGGCGUGGGAAGCGUGUCAGAGGGUCGUCUGGGCACUCGGGGUGGUUCUAGGAGGUCAGGCUACGCCUUUGCCCACCAGGAGGGCUUUGGAGAGCUGAUCACCUCAGGGAAGAACAUGAGGCUCUCUUCGCUGGCCCUGGCCACCUUUGCCUCCAGACACAGCUCCAGCUGGAUCGACACGCUCCGCAGAAAGAAACACACUCACUCUCACACUCCCCCCAGCGCCUCGGGGGAGAGUAGUCCAGCACCCAGUUAUGUCUCUGGGUCAGUUCCACCACUCUCAAACUCUUCCUCUGUUCUGGGCGGCUCACAAGAUACACCCAUCGAGGAGGAAACGGUCUCAACACCACAACACCAAAAUACACAGGCUGUUCCCGCUGCAUCCGCACAAACCCAACCAGCUAUAGCGCCGGAUGUAGAAUCAGCUGCAGCUCAGGGUCCAGCUCAGGCCCUCAAUGCUGGCCCCCUUAGCUCGUCAGCAGUGAGAUGCCAUGGGGGAGACUCACCUGGAGGGUGGACAUUCACUCUGGGGACUGUGCAGGAAGCUCUGUUUGGUUGGAAGAGUAUUGCGGCCCGCACCAGUGCUGCCAGCAGCCCAGGUCCACCCUCUGUUGCCAAGGAAACCAGGCAGAUUGAAUGAAACAAUCAUUAUAAAUGGAGGAGUUACUUGUUCGCUACUGUCCAUCAGAUGUUUGCACACACAUAGAGGAUGUGCUUUUCUGGAGAGAUACUGAGACACCAGGGGCACAUAGACUGUUGUAAAAACACGUAGUGCUCUCCUCUCUGUUUCCCAGCUGAUACGUCUCAAAAUAAAUAAUUUACAUCCGAAUCGCAGGAGGAAGUGACACUUCUUGAAGAUAUGGACAUCGCCAAUUAUGAAUUGGAAUUUCUUACUUACUUACUUCCCACGGCAUAUGACGACUGUUCAUGAAUGACUGAUAGAACAUUGUGAGAUUUACAGUAUAUAACUGAGGGACAGCAGCGGGUGCAGAAACAGAUUUCAGGAUAACUUAUUAUUAAUUAUAUAAACGAUUGUUUCCACUUUCACAAAGAUUAACCUCAUUCACAGCCAAGUAACACAGUAUUUAUGAAACUCAACAGCAAUUUGAAUGAAUGAGCAGUAUAAUUUUCAACCAGUGAGGUGCAGACAUUAUCUGUAAAAGUGUUUUUUGUCUCAGUGUUCACUAUAGUUCUCAGUGAGAACGGUCCCUUAUGUUACAGGACAUUGCAAGACUCUUGCAAGAUUGGUAUCCCUUUUCUCUCAUUGAUAUGUUUUCCUACUUAUUUUACCUCUACUCCACAUGUUUUCUUUUCUUUUUUUGCAUCAUAUUGAUGUGUUUUAUACUGGCCUAGUUGAGUUGCACCUUAAAGCAAGCUCUCAGUGCUUUUUUCUCCUAUUUGCACGUUAGGCCUUUUUUUGGUCUGACAAAGGCCCAGAUCAUGUGAAUGUAUGUCUAAUUUAAUGUCUCAUACAUCACACUCUGAAAAACAGAAUAAAAAGACAAAGUGCCACUGAUUUACUUUAGGUUGGACCUGGGCGCAGUGCAAAGAAAUAAAGAAACUUUGUGAAAAUCAAAAAGAUAUUUAAGCUAUUUAAAAGUGGUUUGUCAAAAUCUCAAUCAUACAUGUUGUCAAGUUUUGUCUGAACAGUUGUGUGGAUUCAUACUGUAUACACUUCAGUAAAGUGCUUUCAUUUAUUAUUUUUCCUCUUUAUUUUUAUUUGGAUGAAGGGAAGGUGUUUGGGGAUAAUCAUGCCUUAACAAUGCCAAACUUUUGGUCCUCUAACCUCUCUUUUCUGAUUCGUCAUCCAUAAGUCAAGCGUAGCAUCCCAUCUGACCCAGACUGGUGUGAGAUAAUCAGUAAGUAGGGUCAGCAGAGGAAUCAUAUAAAUCUGCUGUCAGAUCUCCCCCUGUACUACCAUCAUCAACAAAGCAGCUGACACACCAGAAUGUUGACAUGCUCUGAAACAAUAAGGUAAAAACUUAUGGAAAUGAAUGUACUGUACUGUAUUUGGCCCCAAGAAUUGUUCCAAGCACGGGUCAUUACUUAGGUGAAAUGUGGAGCUGUUGAAUGGUGGUCAAUAAACAUGUCAUCUCUCUUUCACAUGAGAGAAACUGAAAA
Molecule: messenger RNA, 7255 nt
Organism: Seriola aureovittata
Lineage: Eukaryota; Metazoa; Chordata; Actinopteri; Carangiformes; Carangidae
Gene: atp8b2
Product: ATPase phospholipid transporting 8B2
Exons: 29
Coding region: 1536-5774 (1412 amino acids)
Biological process (GO): Golgi organization; phospholipid translocation
Cellular component (GO): plasma membrane
Molecular function (GO): magnesium ion binding; ATPase-coupled intramembrane lipid carrier activity; ATP binding
Source: RefSeq, a predicted model, not a curated record